AAAAGAAAAAGGAGGAAGGAAAAGAAAAAGUACAAUAUCUCCUCUCUCCCCACCCAUUAUUCUGUAGUUAACAGGGGAAGAAAAACCCAGAAUUUUCACAAUCACUUCGUUUUAGACCAAAAGUAAUCGAAAGACACCAGCUAGAGAUUCCAUUUUGUCCUCUUAACCUCUUUAUUUCUUUGUCGGCAUUUUGGCUCUUGAGUCUGGUCCCUCUCGCUCUCUCACCGUGAAUCUAUAAUAUUGAAAAAUUUGUGGACCAGUUUUUUCUCGUUUGCUUCUACGUCUUCCCCUCUCUUUAUCUCCAUCUUUUCUCAACCAACCCGUUUCUUCAAUACCCAUUUCUUGGAUUCAUUUGCUUCCUCUGUUUUUCACCCCCAAAUUCAUCAUGGAGGAGGCCAAGGUGGUUGAAGCUAAAGAUGGAACCAUUUCUGUUGCUUCUGCAUUUGCUGGUUAUCAGGAAGCUGUAAAGGACAGAGAUCACAAAUUCUUGUCAAAAGCUGUUGAAGAAGCAUAUAAAGGGGUUGAAUGUGGGGAUGGAGGCCCAUUUGGUGCAGUUGUUGUUCGUAAUGAUGAAGUUGUUGUAAGCUGUCACAACUUGGUGUUGAAAGACACAGAUCCAACUGCGCAUGCAGAGGUUACAGCAAUAAGAGAGGCAUGUAAAAAGCUCAAUCAAAUUGAGCUGUCAGACUGUGAAAUAUAUGCCUCUUGUGAGCCUUGUCCAAUGUGCUUUGGCGCUAUACAUCUUUCAAGAAUCAAGAGGUUGGUUUAUGGAGCCAAAGCUGAAGCAGCAAUUGCGAUCGGAUUUGAUGAUUUUAUCGCAGAUGCAUUGAGGGGUACCGGGUUUUAUCAGAAGGCUCAUUUGGAGAUCAAAAGAGCUGAUGGUAAUGGGGCCAUUAUUGCAGAGCAAGUAUUUGAGAAAACAAAAGCCAAAUUUCCAAUGUACUAAUCAAUUUCCCACCUUUUUCUGCUUACGAUACAAUCCCAUAACCUUCAUUCCUAACAGUUGGGUUAUUGCAAAACUGUUUACAUGUUCUGGAAAAAAACAGGUCCUUUGUACAUCUGAUUGAAACCAUUUUACAUCUCUUGAGCUUCAUAUGGUUUGAUUUGGAA
Molecule: messenger RNA, 1110 nt
Organism: Cornus florida
Lineage: Eukaryota; Viridiplantae; Streptophyta; Magnoliopsida; Cornales; Cornaceae
Product: guanosine deaminase
Exons: 5
Coding region: 386-946 (186 amino acids)
Biological process (GO): purine nucleoside catabolic process
Molecular function (GO): guanosine deaminase activity; zinc ion binding
Source: RefSeq, a predicted model, not a curated record